AUGCCCCCAGAGGUAUUUCCGAAGGACAAACCGAUCGAAAAGCCUAUACCUGAUCAGGCGGAAGCUAGAACAUCUUUGUCAUCAUCGGGAGACAGUUCGCCCCCAGCGGCUAUCCCAACGACGAUACAAGAUGCUGCCCAAUCAGAUACGUCCUAUUACAUAGAACAGAUCGAUGGAUCAAAAGAUGAGGCAGACAAUCGACUGUAUUGUCAGAAGCAGUUAGAAGAAAAGGGAUCAGAUCACUCCAGUAGUGAUUUGAAAAUUGCUGAAUUCACUGUUCAAAUGAACAAAGCUGAGGCUGCUUCACUCGAGGCGAUAGAUCUAGGUCGGAUUGAUACCGCUAGUCUUUAUAUGACAAUGGCUACGCACUUCCAGACUAAGAUUGAUUCAGACCGAUAA
Molecule: messenger RNA, 399 nt
Organism: Sphaeroforma arctica JP610
Lineage: Eukaryota; Ichthyosporea; Ichthyophonida
Exons: 1
Coding region: 1-399 (132 amino acids)
Source: RefSeq, a predicted model, not a curated record